Molecule: messenger RNA, 1074 nt
Organism: Neltuma alba
Lineage: Eukaryota; Viridiplantae; Streptophyta; Magnoliopsida; Fabales; Fabaceae
Product: serine acetyltransferase 2-like
Exons: 8
Coding region: 1-1074 (357 amino acids)
Cellular component (GO): cytoplasm
Molecular function (GO): L-serine O-acetyltransferase activity
Source: RefSeq, a predicted model, not a curated record
AUGUUAGCAGGGCCUCUGCCUCUCGGUGCCCGAGAGCUCCAAAACAAAACUGACGAACCCAACAACAUCCGCUUCUUGUCUUCGGCUUAUCGGUUGGAGAGAGUCUUUCCCGUAUAUGCUAUGGGGACUCCCAACCCGGAUUCUGACUCUGUUCUGGCCUCUUCAUUUGAUGACUCAGGUGGGGCUGACCCGAUUUGGGACGCCGUCAGACAAGAAGCUAAGCUGGAGGCAGAAAAGGCGCCAAUUUUAAGUAGCUUUUUGUAUGCCAGUGUUUUAUCUCAUGAUUGCUUGGAGCAAGCCUUAGCCUUCGUUGUUGCCAAUCGUCUCCAAAAUCCUAAUCUUUUGGCAACUCAGUUGACAGAUAUAUUUUGUGAUGUGAUGAUGCAUGAUAAAGGCAUCCAAAGAUCAAUUCGCCUGGAUGUGCAGGCAUUUAAAGACCGGGAUCCUGCUUGUUUAUCAUAUUGCUCUGCACUUUUAUAUAUGAAGGGCUACCAUGCUCUGCAAGUUCAUCGAGUAGCCCAUGCAUUGUGGGGCGAGGGACGCCAAGUCUUGGCCUCAGCUUUGCAAAGUCGUGCCAGUGAGGUGGUUUUCUAUUUCAUUGAAACUAGCACAACAUGUAUAAGGUUGUUUCAUAUUUCUGUCUCUGAUCCAGGAUGCCAUAUUUUGGCUGCAGCUGCAAAAAUUGGGGAGGGAAUUCUAUUAGAUCAUGGGACAGGCAUGGUUAUUGGUGAAACUGCUAUCGUUGGAAACAGAGUUUCAUUGAUGCAUGGUGUUACUUUGGGAGGUUCAGGGAAGGAAAUAGGUGAUCGUCACCCCAAAAUAGGUGAUGGUGCACUAAUUGGAGCUUGUGCAACUAUACUUGGGAACAUAAGAAUUGGUAAAGGUGCAAUGGUAGCUGCAGGCUCUCUUGUGUUAAAAGAGGUCCCUCCCCAUAGCAUGGUGGCAGGAAUACCAGCAAAUGCCAUUGGAUAUCUACAUGAGCAUGACCCAUCUUUAAGCAUGAAACAUGAUGCCACAAAAGAUUAUUUCGAGCACAUAGCUGCUAACUUCAGAGAUGGAAAGUCUACUGGCUAG